Mobula hypostoma (lesser devil ray) is the source of this 2243-nucleotide messenger RNA. RefSeq names its product zinc finger protein 239-like. Lineage: Eukaryota; Metazoa; Chordata; Chondrichthyes; Myliobatiformes; Myliobatidae. The record is from RefSeq and is a predicted model, not a curated record. Bases 1188 to 2243 code for a protein of 351 amino acids. Gene Ontology annotation, biological process: regulation of transcription by RNA polymerase II. Gene Ontology annotation, molecular function: DNA-binding transcription factor activity, RNA polymerase II-specific; RNA polymerase II cis-regulatory region sequence-specific DNA binding. The transcript has 5 exons. Gene Ontology annotation, cellular component: nucleus.
GUUUGCAUGCGACAGUGGCCACUGCUUCGACAGGGGAUUAUAAGUAAAGGAUUUUCAAGUGGUAAACUCAAACCAAACUGCACGCCAAGUUUUGAUGGUCAUUCAAUAUAUUAGAACCUGAAUGUCAAUGAAUUUAAAAGGGCAAAAAAAAGGAUUUGCCUGUCUCAUGGAGAUUUCAAACUUGCCUGGCUGAACCAAGACAAGUAUAUAUCCAGAUAUUGCCUGACCUGUUUACAACAUUUCCAUCUACUCAGAUUAUGAUUGUACCAGAAGGCAAUAUUGUCCUUGCAUUAGCAGAUAUACACAAAUCGCUCGAUACGGCAAUCAUACAACUGCAGCACUGUAAUAAAUGGCAUCAAAAGCACAGACGACUAUCAAGAAAGGAAAAUUAAUAAAUACAUUUGAGAGGAGAUUGUGUAGUGUUCUUUGUUUGGUAGUAGGGGCCCGUUGUGGAUGGCGGUGACUAAUUUAGAUAGUACGGACGUUUGUGUGUAUGGUGGAUCUCUGAAUUCAGUAAUAUUCUGGGAGUUCGUAAGUCGGUUAUUAGGAACCUGGUACGGCCUGUAACUACACAACACUGGCUGCGAUUCCUUCAGUACUGUUCUAAAUCAUCCCAGCUGGCUGCGGUGAACAAUACAUUUUACGAAUUCGUUUUACAAUACUCAAUCCUCUGCGACGUUACAAAAUUGGAUGUUUUCCGCGAGGUUCAGACAGUGAGAUGGGGGGGUUCAGCUCCGCAACCACAAAUGCCAGCCCUUCGACCACGCAGCGGCUCCAGCCUUCAUCCAGCGCAGAUCCGACUCCAAUCGCUGGAGCGGCGGCUCCUGAGCAUGCGCAGACUGCCACGACGGGGCACGUAGCAGGAUGGACUGGGAAAGUCUCAAAGAUCGACCAGUCAAUCGCGAUCGACGGGUUGGCGACCCCUAAUUUAAGGUGAUUGAAGGAAAGUGGCAACACAGGUGCUUUGAAUAGAAGAUUUGCAGAUCGGAACAAUCAAACAAGACUUUAGAUCCCCAUGGUAAAGUCACAGAGACGUACACAUGCUGGGAGAGACACACAUACGCUGGGAGAAAGACUCAGUUCCCUCUGUGAAGACUGAUUUAACCAUUUAUACAGGAAAGGCCCUGCACUUGUUCUGCGUGUGGACUUGAUUGUCCAGCCUGGAGAGUCAGAAGGAAACUCAGAGCAUGGAGCACCCAUGUCAAUGUGAGGACUUUGGGAAAGGGUUCAGCUACCCACCCGAGCUGGAAACUAGUGAAUGUAGUCACAUUAAAGGAAGACCGUUUACCUGCAACGUGUGUGAGAAGGGAUUCACACGUUCGUCCCACCUGCUAGCACACCAGCGAAUUCACGCGGGGGAGAGGCCGUACACCUGCACAGUGUGUGGGAAGGGAUUCACCAAGUCAUCCAAGCUGAAGGCACAUCACCAGGUUCACACUGAUAAAAGAACAUUUAAUUGCUCCAACUAUGCCAAGAGGUUUAAAAGCUCCCAGUAUCUGCAGAGACAUCAGCAAAUUCACACAACCCAGAGGCCUUUCGCCUGCACUGUGUGCGGGAAAGGGUUCACUCAUUCAUCCAAGCUGCUGGUGCUCAAACGGGUUCACACUGGAGAAUGGCCGUUUACCUGUUCCGUGUGUGGGAAGGGAUUCAACCAGUCAUCUGACCUGCUGACACACCAGCGAGUUCACACCGGGGAGAGGCCUUUCACUUGCUCUGUGUGUGGGAAAGGAUUCACUUGCUCAUUCCACCUGCUGGUCCACGAGCGGGUUCACACUGGAAAAAGACCCUUCUCUUGUUCUGUUUGUGGGAAGGGAUUCACUCAGUCCUCACACAUGUUGAUACACCAACGAGUCCAUGCUGGGGAGCGGCCAUUUUCCUGCUCGGCGUGUGGGAGGGGAUUCACCCAGUCAUCCAGCUUGCUGACACACCAGCGGGUUCACACGGGGGAGAGGCUGUUCACCUGCCCUGCAUGUGGGAAGGGAUUCACUUCUUCAUCCAGUCUCUUGGUGCACCGCCGGGUUCACACUGGAGAGCGGCCUUUCUCGUGCUCCGUCUGUGGGAAGCAGUUCAUUUCUUCAUCCAUCCUACUAAGACAUAAGCGAGUACACACUGGAGAGGGGCUGUACUCCUGCACCAUGUGUGGCAAGGGGUUCACCUGCUCGUCCAGUCUGUUGGUGCAUCGACAGAUUCACACCGGGGAGAGGCCGUUCUCCUGCUCUGCCUGCGGGAAGGGAAUCGCUUGA